CAGAAAAAUGAGCGUACGUACGUACAACUCGAGCUCGUCGGUGAAGUGAAGUCUAUCGUCGUCGUCGCGGCGGAAUCUCCUCGCGUAAUAAAGAGUGUACUGCACUAUGCUAUAAUGGUCUAAUGUCAUUGUCGAAACGCGAUUCAGUGAUACAUACUUUAAUUCCGACAUUCGCGGUAUCUUUUCCGCGCUGGAAAGCCCCUUGCUUGUGGAAGAGGACCUCCUCCGUUGAAGGUCCUUGAAAAAUUCGUGGGCACAGCAGUUGGCGACGAUCCGCAGAAAGAUCGUUCAAUUUGGUGUCCGUCGGUAGAAGAAAAAAAAAGUUAAUCUAUCGCCUGGCGCAAUACACUGGUGCAGCAAAAAAUAGUGGUGUUGUACACUGAAGUGAAAAGCAAGACUUCCCUGCCCUACUAUACUGGUGGUCGGAACGGGAGAAGAGUACCGAUGGAAAGCGUUUUUUUUUCCCUAGAGGUGGAAAAUUGGUGUCAAAUGCGAGUAGUACCGGAAUGAAGGUCUUCCGAUGAAAGAUGAAAUUGUAAUUCAGGUUGAUAUGUGACACGGAAAGCUCAUGGAUGGUAGUGCUUAGUGUUCAGAGAUCUAGGGAUUUUUUGUGCUGGGUACAGAGGGAGGGAGGGAUACAGAAAUUGGAGCUCAGCAAUUUUCAUCGAUCAAAGUCAGCGAAGUUUUUGGUUUAUAGAGAAUUGGCAGGACUCGGAUCGAAUUUCAUGGAUACGCACAUCGAAUUGAACGGCUUCUUGUUUCCCUCGGAAGUGUGCUAGUGGUAACAUUAACUAUCCAGCCCAACACGAACUUGUUCAGAUUCUGCCGUGGAAUUCGGCGAAAUGGCCUUUAAAUCGGGCACCUAAGCGGAUAUUCAUCCCCCUGACGGUGGUGGUGCUACACCAUGGUCUUGAGACAAAGCUUCGACGAUCUCACCCUGUGGACAAAUCCCGUAGUGUAUGAAGAUAAAUCGAGUGUUGUUGGAAUAGAUCAGAAGUGCUUAAACUUUGUGGGACAGAAUCAAACAUUAACUAACGGCAGUGAUAGUUGCAGUGAGCGAAGAUCUGCACAGCACGACCUUCCAGGACGGCAUCGUUCAAACUAUGCUGAAGCCAAUCAAAACUCUCCUGACCUAUUUGCAGAAGAAUGCUAAUAGUUCGACAAUUUUUGGGUUAACAACCAACGGAAUGGCUCCUAUGGGUCCUAACGAGGAACCACCGACGAUGGAAGCAACGCACGACAUGAUGACUUCGGAGGAGCUAAACUGCGAGGAUCCCCUGUACGAUCCGCUCGCCCUGGACGAAUGUGAUAACGACGUGCUGAAUGUGAGCAAUGCCAGUGCUGUGACGACUGGAACGGCCAACAGCGAGCUGGACAGUUCGACCGGUCAGAUCAUCCUGGUUGAUAUGACAAAUCUAAAGAGCCCCGCCGCCCGGCAGGACGAUGAAGAUGAUGGCGGUGGCGCUGGUGAUGUAAUAUGCAGUGCUGAAGGGCUUGAACCUGUGAAUUCUAGUGUUAAUGGACACGAUGAGAGUGCGUUAUCGCUGGAAAAUGGGGAUCACGAUGAGACCAAGUCUACUAGCCUGGAGGACGAAAGCUUCACGACGGCUUCCUGUGGCGACACUCCGAAUGUGUCGAUCAUUGGUCAGAGUGCUGAAAUGGUGGAUGGAGAAUCGGAAGCGUUUGCCGAUGUAAGGCAUGUGAAUGGGGGAGUGGUAGGGGUGACGGAAUCGGCAACGGAAGUGACCGACGGUAGUGCCGUCGUUGUGGUAACUCAGGAAAACGAAGAAGAGGAAGCAAGUGAUGGGUCUGAUUCCGGCUUGGGUUCGGAACCAUCGAGGAAUCUAUCGACAUUGGAGAAGGAAAUGACCGAGCUUCCACCGGUGAAAAGUAAUCUCAAGCGGCGUUCGGCGGAGGAAACCACCGGUGCGAGCGCGGAAAAGCGACCAAAGAAGGGCAUUACGUUCGACGGCGUCACGGUGUACUAUUUCACGCGGAUGCAAGGCUUUGGGUGUGUACCGUCACAGGGCGGUUGCACGCUCGGAAUGGAGUUCCAGCACGUACACUCGAAACGCUUCACUCUGGCCGAGCAUGCGGCCGAACAGCGCAAGAUGCACCGGGCCCAGCUGCAGGAACUGAACCCCCGUUCGAGUUCGAGCGAGGAAACCGACAGCGAGGAGGAACCCAGCGAAAGUGGAUCCGAGGCGGAAAGUGAAUCCUAUGGCUUCCUGCAACCGGUCACCACCCGGCAGAGGCGAGCUCUGCUCAAAGCGGCCGGUGUGAGAAAAAUCGAUUCCACGGAGAAGGACGAAUGCCGAGUGAUACGAACCUCGCGGGAAGUGUGCGGCUGUACCUGUCGAGGGUACUGCGAUCCGGAUACGUGCUCCUGCAGUCAGGCGGGUAUCAAAUGUCAGGUGGACAGGCCAAGCUUCCCCUGCGGUUGUACGCAGGAUGGGUGCGCCAAUGUGGUCGGAAGGGUUGAGUUCAAUCCGGCCCGGGUGCGGACACAUUUCAUUCAUACGAUCAUGAGGAUAAAUUUAGAUAACAAAGCGAACAGCGAGGAACACGCUGGCAUGGGAAUGCAUUCGGCGGGCGGUUAUGGUAAUAGUAAGGACUGGUCCAGUGGACCAGUGCGAUUACCCGGGCUGUAUGGUAUGGUGGGAGUCAAUGGUAUCGAUGCCGUCGACAGUUACCACCACCAUCAUCACCACCUUCCAACUACCCACCAGCCGCAUCCAUAUGCAGUAAGUCAUAACUAUUUAGCCAAUCAUUCGGUUUCCCCCGCAGUCCCCGCAGGCACUGAAUCGUUAGAUCUGCACUACGCUUUCCGGGAUUAUUACGGAACUACCCAGCAGGCCAACGAUCAGCUAUCUAUGUCCAGUUCGCUUAUGGCCCCGUACUACGGAAAUUACCCAACGAGCAUGGACCAACAACAGUACCAUCAACCUCACCACUCGAACCUGGUCCUAGAUCAAAGGCAACCUGACCCACAUUCCCCCUAUCAUAGUCAGAUGGAAAGCACCCCCAGCAGCAGUUCGGCAAUCCUGGACGAAGACGCUACGCUUAAUACCCCCAUCAAUCCUAACUUUGGCUGCGACGAACAUAGUUCUUCGGCCGAAACUCAACCCAGUACCUCCAGGACACACGUGGACCUGCAGCAGGAUUCACAAACUUCAUGUUCCUCCAGCGAUCCGGUCCCUCAGCCGACAGAAGAUCCACUGGAUCCCGCUCCGCCGAACCACAGCCCGCCAAGUGCUGACUUCAUCGACCUCAACACCCCCCUUGCCUCGAAUAGCGACCGGUUGGAGGCCAUCAAUGAUCUCCUCGCGAGCAGCCGUCACCAGUUGACCUUAGCCCGGAGGUCCAUCAUCGCCGAAGAAGACGAUGAACUGAGUGACUUCCGGGAUCCUCCGGUAAUGCCCCUGUCCAGUGUGGUCGACAGCUCGGAACCAUGUUCCACCGAAGAUGAUACUCAAGACGAAACAAGCCAACAGCAGCUGCCAAAUGGGGACAGUUCGGAAAAAGAGGAACCACCAGGCAGCUCCAACCCCGCUAGCAGUGGACCGAUUAUCGAAACAAGCGAAAAUUUAAGCGAAAUUAUCAAGAAUAGUAUUGUUGAAACUGUGUCCAAUUAAUUAUAGUAGAAGGUUUUACUCUCUGUGACGUAAUUGCACUUAUUUUGCUACCUCUAUUAGCAAGCCGCAUUCGCUUUCUUUUUUGUUUGUUUCAGCUUUAGUUUAUUUUCAUUUCAAAUUUCUCGUUUAAAAUAUACCCAUUUCUGUUAAAAAAGAUCCCUCCCACAAUGUUAUCUACUGUUUGUUUUAUUCUCUAAUCCUUUGAUUAAUUUUUCUUACGACUAUUGUACGACUUUUGUUAUUCGGUGCGCUCUCAUGACUCGAAUUCUUACAGAAAACCAUUGUAAAAGUAGCAGUAAACCUAUAAAAGCAUAUUCUUCUAGCAAAACAAAACCGGAAAUCGUAUGUAAUUUGUAAUUGUAGCUGUUUUCUUGAGUAGAAAAGUAAAUCCAAACAAAAUUUGCUACAAAAGAGGAGACAAGUUUUUAGAUAAAUUAAAGAUAUUGAAUUUGAGCGAGGUCCGUCGAAAGGCGGAACCGAGCAACACUAAUUUCUUACGGUAGAUUUAAAGUAGCAAGCGAUGCAGUUUACAAACAUACAAGUAAAAAUGUUAAUCGAACAAAGCAAAUACCCAACAGCUGGUAAAAUAAAGUAAAAUAUUUGGAAAAUUAAAGCGAUUGAUUCAGUAGGAAAUUGUAAGUUACAUGAAAAAAAGUAAUGAGAAACAGGCAGAUAAGGCCGUCUUUCACUGUACAUAAGUUACACUUAAUGCUAACCUUAAACAA
Messenger RNA from Ochlerotatus camptorhynchus, 4360 nucleotides. RefSeq names its product AXIN1 up-regulated 1 (gene Axud1). Gene Ontology annotation, biological process: regulation of transcription by RNA polymerase II. The record is from RefSeq and is a predicted model, not a curated record. The transcript has 5 exons. Gene Ontology annotation, cellular component: nucleus. Lineage: Eukaryota; Metazoa; Arthropoda; Insecta; Diptera; Culicidae. The coding region runs from base 1104 to 3635 and encodes 843 amino acids. Gene Ontology annotation, molecular function: sequence-specific DNA binding; DNA-binding transcription factor activity, RNA polymerase II-specific.